AUGAAAGACUCGGAUCCUGCAGCUGCUCCUGUAGCAGCAGCACCAGCAGGAACUGCAGCAGCAGCAGGAGCAGCAACAGUAGCAGCAACAAGAGCAGCCACCGACGGCGCAGCACCCCCAGCAGCAGCCCCAGCAGCAGUUCCAGCAGCAGUUCCAGCAGCAGUUCCAGCAGCAGCACCAGCAGCAGCACCAGCAGCAGCACCAGCAGCACCAGCAGCAGCACCAGCAGCAGCAGCAGAAGAAGAAUCUGACGGCGAGCAGUGCCGUAAGCGUAUAAAGACGGAGCCGGAAGUAGCUGCUGCUGCUGCUGCUGCUGCUGCUGCUGCUUCUUCUUCUUCUUCUUCUUCUGCAGCAGCAGCAGCAUCAGCAGCUGCCUCUAACCCUCCUCCUCCUCCUGUUCCUCCCCAGCAGCAGCAACAACAACAACAACAACAGCAACAACAACAACAACAGCAGCAACAGCAACAGCAGCAUCAGCAGCAGCAGCAGCAGCAGAAGGAGAAGAAGAAGAAAGAAGAGUACCGUGAAGGUCAUCGUACAACAGGAGGAGGUCGUUAUUUAUUAGUAGAUACUUUCUUAGGGGAAGGAACUUAUGGUCGUGUAGAGAGGGCAUGGGAUAAAUUGCUGCAGCAGCAUGUAGCAAUAAAGAAGGUUAAUUCAUCUGCAUGCAGCAGCAGCAGCAGCAGCAGCAACAGCAGCAGCAGCAGCAGCAAUAAUAAUAAUAAUAAAUUAUUAUUAAGAGAGAAUGUUGGACAAGUUGGUCUGCAUUUUACAACAAUUAGGGAAUUAAAAGUUAUGCGUGAAUUACAGCCAGCCCCCCAGCAGCAGCAGCAAGUGCAGCAGCAGCAGCAGCAAGUGCAGCAAGUGCAGCAAGUGCAGCAGGAGCACUUAAUGGGCUUAUUAGAUGUAUUCACAGAGGAUGGAUGUCGUGCUUUAUUCCCUGGAUCCAAUGACGUUGAUCAACUUUGCCGCAUUUUCUCUCUCUUGGGUACACCUCAACCUGUGGCGCUGCAGCAGCAGCAGCAGCAGGACAGCAGCAGCAGUGGGUCGGCGGGUAGAAUUUGGAUUCUGCAGCAACAAAUGACCAACGCGUCUGACCAGCAGCAGCAGCAGCAGCAACAGCAGCAAACACAGCAGCAACUGCAGCAAAAACUGCCGCAGCAGAAGACAAGCCCCAUUCAGCAACAGAAGCAGCAGCAGCAACAACAACAAUUCGUUUCAACUCCUUUAUAUGUAUACAAGCUUUUCUAUCUACGAGCUCCUCUCUAUGUGCUGCUGCUGCUGCUGCUGCUGCAGCAGCAGCAGCAGCAGCAAGACGUUUCUCCUCUAACACAGUUGCAGCAGCAGCAUUAG
Messenger RNA from Eimeria maxima, 1353 nucleotides. RefSeq names its product CAM kinase, CDPK family, putative. NCBI's taxonomy places the organism in Eukaryota, Apicomplexa, Conoidasida, Eucoccidiorida, Eimeriidae. The coding region runs from base 1 to 1353 and encodes 450 amino acids. Gene Ontology annotation, cellular component: nucleus. Gene Ontology annotation, molecular function: transcription cis-regulatory region binding; ATP binding. Gene Ontology annotation, biological process: regulation of transcription by RNA polymerase II. The transcript is spliced from 4 exons. The record is from RefSeq and is a predicted model, not a curated record.